Acaulospora morrowiae is the source of this 233-nucleotide messenger RNA. The record is from the annotation of a GenBank genome assembly. NCBI's taxonomy places the organism in Eukaryota, Fungi, Glomeromycota, Glomeromycetes, Diversisporales, Acaulosporaceae.
UUAAAGAAAUAUCAAUAGUGGUUGAAAAGAGAUUAGUUAAGAUCAAUGAAACUGAAGAGAAGAAAGAAAGAGACCAGAAGAAAAAUAUGGACUUAUCAGAGAAUGCUGAAUGGCACCUUGAUUGUCCAGACCCUACAGAACAGUUGAUUCAAUAUGUAGAACCACUAAUACUAUUCAAGAAAAAUCAAGUAAAGAUUAGAACAAAUGAAGGACUGAAAGGUCAACUGAAAUAA